Messenger RNA from Yamadazyma jaroonii, 1857 nucleotides. The record is from the annotation of a GenBank genome assembly. NCBI's taxonomy places the organism in Eukaryota, Fungi, Ascomycota, Pichiomycetes, Serinales, Debaryomycetaceae.
AUGACGAGUAUCAAAAGAUCAAGGAAAUUACCGCCAGAAAAAAGGCAGAAAGUUUCUACAGCAUGUGAUGGGUGUAAGAAGAGAAAGUUUAAAUGUAGUGGAACUAAUCCAUGUAAAGUAUGUGUUGACAAAGGAGUUGAAUGUAGUUAUAGUAUAACCGAUAAGAGGAGUUUAAAGGGUCAAAGAUUAGCCAUGGAAAGACAAAAGAAUCUUGAGUUUGCUAAUACUACUACUAUACCUGGGGGAUUAACUAUUGAAGAUGAUGGAAUUUUAGGCGGCAGUAGCACUAUUUCAACUCCGUCAAAUAAUUUGAAUGAUCAGGACAAAACCACCCAGCCUCCCUCACCAAUUUCAACAGCUACCGGCAAUGUAAACAUUACAACGGAGCCGUACCACAAACUUAACUCAAACGUCAGAAUUGAUGGAAGUACAAAAAUUGAAGUACCGAAAAUUCCUGAUUUUACAACUUUACCAUCACCUUCAAUAUCUCCCAAAACUUCAGUCUCCAAUUACAACCAUAAAGGACUUUUCCAGUCUUCUGAUAAAUUAGUACUUAACCUUUCAUCCAAUUUUAAUUCCAUUUUUAACGAUUUCAAUCAACUCGAUUUGAAUAAUGAUAAUUUUCCUCCCAUAGCUUACGACUCCAACUUCAUAUUAAAAGAUAUAACUUUAACUAAUUUACCACCCAAAUCAUCCAUCGAAUACUUAAUGUCCAAAUCAUUCAAGAAAUUUGAAUAUUUGGAAAUUCUUCAUUUCAAGGAGAUUUCCGAUAUCAUUCAUAACAUCUACGAUUUACAUCAACAGAACAACAGAGAUUAUAUAUUAUUAUACUUGGUGCUAUCAUUGAGUGAAGAAAUACCUGGAGUUAAUGCGGUGGCUCCUACCACAGGGGAUUUCUUGAAAACUGAAUUUUUCAAAAGUGCCUUAUAUUUACUCAACAAUGAAUAUAAUCUUGAACCUGACAUUUGGUUGAUCCAAUGUCAUUUGUUGAUAUAUCAUUUCUACAGAGAGAAAAAUGAUCUUAAUAAGUGUUAUAUCCAUCUCGGGACAUCUAUAAAUUUCCAAAAAUUAUGUGACAAGGAUAAAAGAUUCUUCAAGAAAUUAGCCAUCGAAGACACUCUUUUGAGUUACCUAAUGGGGAAAGUUGGCCAUUUUAAUUUAAACUCUUUCAGUACAGAAGAUCAAGAACUUAAUGGCGACUCGUUGCUUCAGUUAGUUACCACCCUUAAUCAGAUUUUAAUUUUCUUUUAUAAUCAAAAUUUCUUAUCGUUGAAUAUUAUGAAAAUUAGAGAACUUUCCAUGAAUCUUAAAUCCUGGACCAUCAAUUAUCCUUCUAAUGAUUUCCACCUUGAUUUGAUUAAUCUUAUUUCAAUUCACCUUGUUUCAAGACCUUUAUAUUUAUUUCACAUAUUAUCCAUAACUCAUCCCGAUAUUUAUAAUGUUCCUAAUUUGAAAAAUCUUUGUUAUAAUUAUUUCAUGUGUUGUGUUAACCUGUCAAUUUAUGGUAUCAUAUUGAUUUCAAAUAAUCAAAGUCUUAAUGAUCUAGAACUCAAUUUACUCCACCAGAAUUGUCAGACUAUCUACACAGCCCUUCUUUUUUUCAAGAAAUUUAACAUCAAUUAUAAUUUCGACUUGAAUUAUCUUCAUUUUGUUCUUCAAACGGGAGCUUCGUUGUUACCUAACAAGGAAUUAUACAAGAAAAUAUCUCCUGAUCCGGUUCAAUAUACCUUCAAACUUAACUAUAUGGACUUGAAAAAUUUCUUGAAAAAUUUCAUCAACAAUGAUAUUGCCCCAACUUUCAAAAGAUCUAUCAGUUAUGAUUCCUAUGAUAAAAAUAUUGUCAACAAAUUGUCUUAA